This is a messenger RNA of Hyposmocoma kahamanoa, 2934 nucleotides long. RefSeq lists its product as uncharacterized. The coding region runs from base 239 to 901 and encodes 220 amino acids. NCBI's taxonomy places the organism in Eukaryota, Metazoa, Arthropoda, Insecta, Lepidoptera, Cosmopterigidae. The transcript has 8 exons. The record is from RefSeq and is a predicted model, not a curated record.
UCCGCCAUGAAGACAUAUAAUAAUAAAAAUAUCUUGCUAUUUUGUUAGAAAGUACAUGACCUGGUCACACUUCUCAAGAUAUUUCCUAGAAAUAAUUGGACUAUGGCAUGGACGGAGAGCUCUCAGUUUAAAGCAGAACCUACUGAAAGAAACAAUUGGAAGAAAAAUAGUAUUGGAAUUUAAAUCCUAAAAAGGCACCGCCAAUUGGAACAUAAGUGAAAAGAAGCAAAGUAAUACCAUGAGCAAAAAAAUUCCGCAGCCUAGAGUAUCGCCCCAGCAGCGCGAGGCCAUGCUGGCCUUUAUGAUGGCCCAUGAGGAUCUGGCAAGAGGCCGUGUCACGGGGCCUGAUGCAGUGCGGCACAAGGCCAAACUCUUGCAAGAGAUGACCACAACAUUAAAUUCAAUUGGGUCUGGGGCCACCAAAACCCCUGAUAAAUGGUUGAAGUGCUGGAUGGACUGGCGAUGUGAUGUAAAAGCGAAAGCUUUAAAAAUAAAAAAGUAUUGUGAGGGCUCUGGAGGUGGGCCAGGCCCUUCACCUCUCACCCAGAUUGAGGAGACCCUCCUCCAAUUUUGUGGGAUUGAAAUGGUGCUUGGGGUGGAGGACGUUCAGGACCCAUUGGAGGUUACAGACAUGAUUCCUCCAACAGAGGUGAAUGAAAAAAUAACCGAUCCCUCUGCAUACGUAGAGGUGGAAGUGAUAGAUGAGGGCUUGGGAGAACGGCACCAUAAAGCGAAAAACUCAUUAGAUAGGCAGGCGAUUGCCUUAGAGCACGUAGCUGGAGGAUUGGCUGAAGUGGCCUCAUCAAUAAAAUUAGGCCUGCAAGAGGUUGCCGCUGCUCUUAGAGCAGUCGCAACUGCAGUGGAGCAGCAGAACAUGACUGCCAUGGCCGAAGACGACUAAGGUGCAUACCAAGAAGCCAGUUGGCGGAAGUAUUUUCAUUUGGUCUCGAACUAUGACUGCCUUCCAAAUGAAGGCAUCGUGGGAACUGCCAGGAUAUUUAGCUAAUAUAUUUAAUAUGAGCAAGUCAUAGUCAUACACCUGAAGAAAAAUAGCACUUAUCAAAGACGGUCGCGACAUCUGGCGUACCAAUAGGUAUUAAACACCUGAUUGCCGACUAUGCUGUCUUGUCACGUCUUAAAUCGCUAUUAGCAGUCUUGAGUUAUUAGUCCAUGACAAAGAAAGGAAUGUUACCUACACCAGAGAUAAGUAUGUACAUAAAGUAUUAUAUAGGCUUAGAGUAAUGUAUUGUGAGAAACUGGGGCCCAAACCAGGCCUCUGUCGCUCGCACAAGGUUACGCGAUAAGUGCGUACCGUUGAGUGUACCGAUGUCGGCACAAGCGCUCAUACAAGUCUCUCAUUUAUGAGCAUUCGUCUCCGCACGACUGCACGCGGCAGGCAACGUUAUUUUGACCUCUCUGAGCGCCUGAUUACGAUUCCUGUUUCCUUGUAGUAAGCGCUUGGUGUCAUUAGUAAGAUUUAUAGAAGUAUUUUCGAUUUUGUGUGAGAGUGAUGUAUCUGUUACGUAGUAACCUAUAGCGUAUGCGGAGGCAAAAGUAACAAGGGCCAAUAGAAACAUUGUCUAUAGUUCGAAAACGGACAGACGAUUUUACGCGUGUGUGCUUGUACUUACUCUUCAGACACUUUCCGUCUUGUAUUUAGUCGAGCGCCGGCAGCGCGUGGUGCGUUCGACUGUUAAAGGUCAUUUUCUAUUUCGAUGUGUUCAAGGUAAGAAUAUAUUGAUUUGUAACACAAAUUAUUGUACUUUUAACGAAGAAUUUAUAUGUGUAAUAUGGUAACUAAGUUUCAUAUGAAAGAUUGUGGUAAUAUUACUGUGUGUAUGUAUUUUACAGUAGUUUUGAAGAUAAUGAAUAUUCUUUUUUAAUACGUGCUCUGGUGCAGUUGUAACACAUGUCCCGGUAUCAAUUGUGACGUUACAAUUGAUCCACUGUUACAGUUGACCCUGUGAACAUUUUUUCAAUAAUAUUUCUUAUUGUUUUAUAAAUCGACCUAAUACAAAUAUUAAAGUUUUAAGAUGUAUAACAAAUAAACUGUUUAUUUACUUAUUAGUAUAGUUCUUUGCACAGGACAAACGUAAAGAAAACACGCCUUUUAAUUACAGCAUAUUAUUUUAAAAAAGUGCAGAUUGAUUUGGACAUUGUGAAAAUGCUCAUGUAUCAUGAGAAUAUUGAUCAUGAUACUUGAGCAUCAUCAUGACCAAAAAAGGUUCUAUACCCGAACAUGAGAAUAUUGAUGUUAUUGCCCACUCAUAUUUUGCCGCAAACCACCUACUCCCUGCACAUCCUACCCUUUCUAGAACCUCAUUCAUCAAGUACUUGGGUGUUAUUGUGGAUGACACUCUUAGCUUUCGCCAGCACAUUAAUGCUGUAUCAAACAGAGCCCGUAAAUUAACCAACAUUUUUAAAAGCCUUAGACAUGUUGGUGAUCCCCGAGUUGUUAGAAUGGUCUAUCUGGCACUAUGCCAAUCUAUUUUGAUGUAUUGCAUCACUGUGUAGGGUGGAGCGCCUACAUCAGCCCUGCUUCCUCUCGAAAGUGCACAUAUUUGAGUAUUAAUCUUAAUACUCAAAGUGUGUCAUUUCCUUCCACGACUUUAUCCAACUAGUGAGCUCUAUAAGCACUGUAAAGUCCUAACUGUCCGCCAAUUGUUUAUCUUGAAUGUCACUCUGUUCAAACACUCAAUUAUUUUUCGAUCCAACCUACAAUAAUAAAAGAAUGAAACACACUGUGUGCUCCUCAGUAACUUUCGGUACUAAAUUCGCAGGUAAAUUCUUCUGUUUCCUCGGAAGUUAUUUAUAUAAUAAAUUAAACAAUAUAUUUGCCUUCUAUCCUCUUAACUAAAAAUGAAUGUAAGACUAAAAUUACAAAGUGGUUACUCAGUCUUGAUUAUCAGUCCACUGAAGAUCUCCUAGCUAUUC